UCCAGAACUUGGCCUUUGAUCAACUCCUCUUGAUCGAGGAGCGAGGAGAAAUCGUCUGUUCUUGCUCUUUCGUAGUAGGCGAGCGGCAUCGCUGUUGCUCGUCAAAGUCUUUGGCUGCAACCAUGAUCCAAGCAUCCAGCCCCUACGUCUCGAGUGGCAUGACGAGUAGCUCAUCCAACUCGAGCAACCAAAACGGAUCCAGCCAUCCAGCAUACGAGGUAGCAGGAGCAGGAUCGAGCCAAGCAGCGACGACGAACAGCGCAGGCGCACAUGGAGGUCCGUGGAUGCGGUACCGGCCAAGCCUUCGACCUGCCACCACCCCUUCUCCAGCUCUGCUCAACGUGACUGGUGCUGCGGGAUCCAUGAGCCAUCCGCAUCACUCUUGCACCCCUCAACAUCCUGUAGAUCACCAUUCAUCCAACUCUCCUCAUGCAGAAGGAGCGGCUACGAGCCACGUGUCCGGUUCGGCGCCCUGGUCUCACACCGUCACGAGCCCAAACUCCGCUAUCAACGCUGCUACUGCUGCUCCUCCACCACCACCACCACCACCACCAGCACCUCUCUUUGGCAUCGGCUCGCUCGGCACAGGUCGUAGUCAACCGCUGGCCCCAAGUCUCACAACCACGACAACGAACGGCGAAGCGCUGACCUCUCCAUACAGUCCCAAGCGUCGUGCAGCUCAUCUUUCUGGGCCUCAUCAGAGGCAAGACGCCCAGCAGCUCAGGUCUCACGCCUCCAAUGGAGAAGUCAGCUUCGCUUUGAAUCCCGAAUUUUCAAAGGAUGCGGAGAAUCGCGGCAAUGUCAAAAUUACUUGUGGUGGUGUGCGAUUUUAUCUGCACAAGGACGUGCUGUACUACGCCUCUCCUUUCUUCCGGGGUUUGCUCCAAGGUGGCUGGAGCGAAAGUGAAGUGGUCUGCUCGGACGAAGAGGAUGCAAUAUCGACGACGGCCACGGAGCCUUGUUCAGAGCUGCAGCACAGCGCUCAGCAAGCGCCCACAUCCGACGUUCCGACCGCUUUGGAGAGGAUUUCAUCGCAGGCGCAGCCUUUGCAGCCGUCCGCUUCCAGCCGUGAAGCGGAUUCACCUCUUCCUUUGGCCCAGAGGGACACGACCAUCGAAGCCUCCCAAGGGGACGACGUAGACGGAGAGCUGAGGUUGCCUUCCCCUCGAGGUCACGCUUCACCCAGAGCAUCAUUUCACACAGCGCAUCACAGCUUACUUGAAAGCAAUGAGGAUGAUGCACGGCACUCACAAGAGCGUGAUGGAGAAGCUCUCGAUGCUCAAGACGCUAUUUGGACAGAUGAGGCGGAAACAGCUUCUGGCGCUCGGCCAGCGCAACAAGAAUGCUCGCGGGAUAUCGGUGCGCUCGACGUGCAGGGCCUUUCGAACCGCCUUCAAAAUCUAGCCACUCCUUCUAGCUCACCGCAGCUGGAACCCCGACGAGCAAUCUCGUCUGCUGAUUCGGUGUCUGCUCAAAGAGCGCCUGUGCGAGUGCGCAACUCGGCACCUCCCCUCCAAAGUCCUUGUGCGAGCUCGAGAGCGCGGCCUAGCUCGCUCACAGAACGACGUGCGCGACGCACGCCCUCGAGGCGAAGCAGGGGCUCACGAGAGGACAGCCGUCCUUCAAUCAGCAAACACAGUCUAGUUGCGGACGUUCAUCUACCAGACGAGGACGCAUCCACAUUUCAGGACGUCCUGUGCCACAUCUAUCCCCACCUGCAACUGCUAGUCACGUGGUACAACAUUGGCGCUCUGAUGCGCUUCGACGACAAGUACCAGAUUCCGUUUCUACGGAGGAGCUGCAUCUCCUUUUUGAGGGCUGCAUUGGCUGGAAGACCUAUCGAAGCUAUGGCUCUAGGUGAAAGGCACGGUCUAGAAGCGGAAUAUAAGGAAGCGUCCAGACACGUGCUGGACAAUAUGCCAUCCUGGUCAUUGGAAGAGCUGAAUGUGCUGUCGAAAGAGACGUUGCUAAAGCUGGAAAGAAAGAGGAUCUGGUUCUUGGAGCGCAUCCUCAAGUUGAGUUUGGCCAAUCCUGCCAGGGAUUACGAGUGCCACGCAGCAUGUCCGGAUCCGAAAGCUUGCGCUAAGAGUUUGGGAGAGAGAUGGCAAGCUGCGUAUCAGGCCAGCACAAGGUACGGCCCGCCGCAACCCAGCGUAGUUUGGAGACAUUUGAGAGAGUUGGAAGGAACGGGAGGUCAACCCGUUGCCGCUUGCCAUAGAGCUAGCCAGGCUUGGGUUCAGCUCCUCUUCGAUAGAAUGUUCUCCAUCACGGUCGGACUCAGUGGCACUAGACCUCAACCGAAAUUUCUGAGCAUCAAGCUCGUCGAAGGUGCUGGUCGAUAGUACUGCGGGAAGAAACUUGAUGCACGAUUCAAAGACUCCCCUUCUUACGUUUGGCCCGUUUAGAAGCUCGUCUACGGAGAUGCUCCGAGGCGCUCGCGCGGACCCCACUGCCCUGACCCUCUCAGACUCGUUCGAGCACUGCGUGACAUGCCUUCUCUCCUCGCAAUGUAUUCCACCAACACACCCAAUUGGGUUUGCCAAUGUACUCUUAAUCGGAUACCCAAUUUCCCGACGAUCGAG
Messenger RNA from Ceraceosorus guamensis, 2582 nucleotides. RefSeq lists its product as hypothetical. Lineage: Eukaryota; Fungi; Basidiomycota; Exobasidiomycetes; Ceraceosorales; Ceraceosoraceae. Gene Ontology annotation, molecular function: protein binding. The record is from RefSeq and is a predicted model, not a curated record. Bases 123 to 2342 code for a protein of 739 amino acids. The transcript is spliced from 2 exons.